Molecule: messenger RNA, 397 nt
Organism: Pyricularia oryzae 70-15
Lineage: Eukaryota; Fungi; Ascomycota; Sordariomycetes; Magnaporthales; Pyriculariaceae
Exons: 2
Coding region: 65-397 (110 amino acids)
Source: RefSeq, a predicted model, not a curated record
GGACUUUAGGCACCUUGGCAAUCAUUUGUGCUCAAUUCCCAAUUUCCUUCUGGUCCUUUCAAAAAUGAAUACAAAAAGACAAGAAAAAGUAGGCGAGCUGCUGCCAAACGAUAGCAUUCGUCUGAGCCCGAGUUCAAUCCAAGCCACAGUGUCUUGUCGAAUUGAUAUUAUUGUCAUUAUGAGGCAACACUCCAAUGGUCAAAAAUUUCCGGCACCUGGCUUCACCUCCAGCUCCAAAAACUCCCUUCGGCAAUGCAUUGGACCAUUGAACGGGCGAACCUGUCCCAAGACAAGUAAAGCGUGGCAGGGGCAGAUUGCCCUACCCACAUUGCUGAUGGCUGGUACCUGCUCCACCGGCCGCAGGAGUGCAUCUUCCACUGUGUGCGUGUACCCUUGA